Molecule: messenger RNA, 2779 nt
Organism: Crotalus tigris (Tiger rattlesnake)
Lineage: Eukaryota; Metazoa; Chordata; Lepidosauria; Squamata; Viperidae
Gene: FAM76A
Product: family with sequence similarity 76 member A
Exons: 9
Coding region: 50-970 (306 amino acids)
Source: RefSeq, a predicted model, not a curated record
CACUACCUCGGGUUGGGUGAAGGCUACUCUUGUCGGGGCGGGCGGCGGAAUGGCGGCGCUUUACGCUUGUACCAAGUGCCACCAGCGGUUCACCUUCGAGGCGCUCAGUCAAGGGCAGCAGCUCUGUAAGGAAUGUCGAAUUGCGCAUCCAAUUGUUAAAUGUACCUACUGUAGAACUGAAUUCCAGCAGGAGAGUAAAACCAAUACAAUAUGCAAGAAGUGUGCUCAGAAUGUGAAACUUUAUGGGACGCCAAAGCCAUGCCAGUACUGCAAUAUAAUUGCAGCAUUUAUUGGCAACAAGUGCCAGCGGUGUACGAACUCAGAGAAGAAAUAUGGGCUGCCCCAUUCAUGCGAACAGUGUAAGCAACAGUGUGCCUUCGACAGGAAGGAUGAUAGGAAAAAAGUAGAUGGGAAGUUACUCUGCUGGCUUUGCACACUCUCCUAUAAGCGAGUGCUGCAGAAAACCAAAGAACAGCGUAAGCAUUUAAACUCCUCUCGGACAAGCUUGCUGGAAAAGGAGCAAUAUGAUCGACUUAACUGUGGAAGCCACUAUAAUAGCCACAAAACCUUAUCUACAUCUUCUAUUCAGAAUGAACUCCCAAAGAAAAAACCCAAGUUUGAUGCCAUAUCAGCCAAUGGGGACAGUUUUUCUCCAGACCUUGCCUUGGAUUCCCCUGGCACCGAUCAUUUCGUCAUCAUAGCCCAGCUGAAGGAAGAAGUCGCCACUUUGAAGAAAAUGCUGCACCAGAAGGAUCAGAUGAUCCUAGAGAAAGAAAAAAAGAUAACAGAACUGAAGGCUGACUUGCAGUACCAGGAAUCCCAAAUGCGGGUGAAAAUGAACCAGAUGGAAAAAACUCACAAAGAAGUUACAGAACAGUUGCAGGCCAAGAACCGAGAGCUCCUGAAACAAGCUGCAGCUUUAUCCAAGGGCAAAAAAUCUGAGAAAUCAGGAGCAAUAACUUCCCCUUAAACUCAGGAGAUCUCUUGCCCCAAGAUGUCUCCCAUGGUUCAAGAACCACACCUGGAUUGCUACUCGUACGGACAUGACAAAAUCCUUCGAGAUUGGCUAUUCCACAGAGUGUGCCAGUGCUGGUUUAUAAAAUCUCCUCCUCCUGUCACAGGACAGUGAUGAGAAUGAUUGGGAGGCUUGGUCCUCCUGUCUUCCAGACUCAUGAACAAGCCCUUUUUAAUUUAGCCAUUUCUCUCCGACCAUUUUUACCAUCACUGCCUUGGGAUUGAUGAAGCAAGAGGGCUGCUUGCUGAUCGGACCUUCUUCAGGAUUCUGCUUUUCUACUUCACAGGAGACCUAAAGUGGCCAGAGCCUGUUUUAAAAGAAUUUCUAAAGCAUUUUAAAAUGAAAAUUCUGCUUAUUUUCCCUCAGUUGUUGAGGACAGCUUGAGACCUUUUCUCUCAGGUUUGUAAAUUGAGAAUCAAGUUUCAACCAGCAAUUCUUGAGCUUCUAAAAAUUCAAGAGUUUUUUGGCAAAAUAGUUGAAUAUAUACUCAUAUGGAGGACCAGAGGUUAUGAAUUAAUGUUUUGCUCAUGUUUUUAUGUUUCUUUAGGUAGCACUUUUUUAGGCUGGCUAAACAGCUUUUUGUCAUUGAUAUGUUGAGAGUGAUAUCAGGAAUCAGAAGUAGGCUAAAACUACUUUUCAGGUACAUGAAAAGUGAAUGGGUGAUGAAUUCAAUUAGUAACAAGUAUACAACUAUGCAGCUUUUCUUAAUAAAAACAAAACAACCAUUCUGACUUCCUUGGCAACAGGAUAAAGGGAAUUGGGGGGAAAUGCUGAAACUAGAGGACAAAGAUUUUCUGGAAUCUUGAUCUAAAAGAAAAAGACACCCUCCAGUCAGGUUUUAUGUGGCUUGCAAGAAAAUGAGAUGGCUUUAAGUGCUGGGAGAGCACUCUAAUGCCUGUGAACAUAGAGAUGAAAAGAAUUCAGUGACUUUUUCAACUCUGGCCCUCGUGAACUUCCUGGGAAAUGGUAAGUUUCCAAAAGCAAUGAGAAACUAGUUUGUUUUCAAUUUGCUCCAGGCUAAACUGGGGGGGGGGAGAGAGAAGGGGUGUGUGUGAAGAAAAUCAUUGCAAAGAAAUCCUCACUCAGCAAUUUGAGAUGAGAAAAUCACCUUUUUUUAUAUAAGAGAAGAAACCUGCUGCUGCUGUUGAGUUUCUGGUGAUUAUCUUUAAGAAAAAAGGAAGACAACCUUGAAUGUGGAAGUGUGCAGAAAUUGAUACUGCACUGCAGGUUGUUUAUUUUUUUAAUCUUUUGCUCUUUUUGGUAAGAACCCAUUGCCUAAGAAAGAGCAUACUAAAUAGAACCUAGUUUUUAUACCUAAUAUAUUUUUAGAAAGAAUUGAUUCAUAGAUAUUUAAGUAGAUUGUUUUCUAGCAAUCUCCCCCUCCCCCCCCCACCUCCCAAUUAAGAGAUAGUGAUAUUUCUGGAACAAUCUAGGUGUUGUUUUUUUCCCUUCAUUGUGACAGUUCAAUCAUGCAUUAAAGUGGGUGCUUUACCGUGAUGUUCUUUCUGAAAUGUAUUGUUGAUUUGUACAAAAGACAUGCUAAAAUAUGCAUCUGGGGGAAGGGGGAAUCUUACAGCAGCUUUUUGUUUGGAUAUUUUGUGUAUGCCUUUCUGGGUUGAUUCAGCCAAAAUAAGCUUUAUUUUCUUUCUCUCUGAACUUGGGCUUGGUUUAGCAUUGCUGUCCUCAUGAAGCACAAAGAGCUUCGGUGCUAGGGUGGAAUUCACUAUCUGUAGCAAAUUAAACAUUAUUUUUUCAUAAUUAGGA